Molecule: messenger RNA, 675 nt
Organism: Emericellopsis cladophorae
Lineage: Eukaryota; Fungi; Ascomycota; Sordariomycetes; Hypocreales; Bionectriaceae
Exons: 3
Coding region: 1-675 (224 amino acids)
Biological process (GO): positive regulation of cytoplasmic translation
Cellular component (GO): cytoplasm
Molecular function (GO): zinc ion binding; translation regulator activity; mRNA binding
Source: RefSeq, a predicted model, not a curated record
AUGUCUUCUCUUUCUCGACGUGCUUGCUACAAAUGUGGCAACGUUGGCCAUUACGCCGAGGUCUGCUCCUCCGCUGAGCGCCUAUGCUACAACUGCAAGCAGCCUGGCCACGAAUCCAACGGCUGCCCUCUGCCUCGCUCUACGGAGGCCAAGCAGUGCUACCACUGCCAGGGUCUUGGUCACGUCCAGGCUGACUGCCCCACCCUUCGGUUGAGUGGCACUGGUACCAGCGGACGUUGCUAUAACUGUGGCCAGCCCGGCCAUCUCGCUCGUGCCUGCCCUAACCCCGUUGGCCCCAUGGGCCGCGGUGCCCCAAUGGGUCGUGGUGGUUUCGGUGGCUUCGGCCGUGGUGGUUUCGCUGGCGGUCCUCGCCCUGCUACCUGCUACAAGUGCGGCGGCCCCAACCACUUCGCCCGCGACUGCCAGGCUCAAGCCAUGAAGUGCUACGCUUGCGGCAAGCUGGGCCACAUCUCCCGCGACUGCACUGCUCCCAACGGUGGACCUCUGAACACUGCCGGCAAGACUUGCUACCAGUGUGGCGAGGCUGGCCACAUCUCCCGUGACUGCCCUCAGAAGGCUGCGGCAGCCGCUGGCGAAGUCAAGCCCGAGGUCGACGUCAACGCCGUGGCGGCCGCACCAGUCGCCCCCAUUGCUCCUAUUGCCCCUGUGGCCUAG